This is a messenger RNA of Arabidopsis lyrata subsp. lyrata, 2927 nucleotides long. RefSeq lists its product as uncharacterized. The record is from RefSeq and is a predicted model, not a curated record. Bases 589 to 2757 code for a protein of 722 amino acids. Lineage: Eukaryota; Viridiplantae; Streptophyta; Magnoliopsida; Brassicales; Brassicaceae. Gene Ontology annotation, molecular function: zinc ion binding. The transcript is spliced from 2 exons.
AACGGUGUUUAUAAGCAUUAGGAAGAGAAAGAAGCAAACUUGAGAUUUUUAAUUCAAUCCGAGGAGUUUGUGUUAAUUCGCCAAUCACCAUAGGUCAUCAUUGUAGACGCGUCGAAGUCAUUAACACAAACAAGAAUAUCUUUGACUAAUCAAUCAGUAACUAAUAAGUAAAUUAGGGGUUGGGCUGGGCCAAUGUAUGCGACCUCGAAUAAAGUAAAUAAAUAUCCUAGGCGAUUAUACCAAUGAGAUGCUAUUUCCAACUUCGGCGACGGAUCUGAAAUGACUAAAAUACCCUUAAACCACAGAGUUACCUUUUUAACCAGAUGGUUGGUAUGUAUCAACCUCGUCGCCUCUUCUUCUCCUCUCCUUAGUCCAGAAUAAAUUUUUGUUUCCCCUUGAAACAGUUAAACCCUACACUGAAUUUCUUACCCGCCAAAUUACUUCUCUUUCAAUGCGUCUACUCGUUUCUUCAAUUGAGUUUCCAUGGAUUUAGAUUCUACUCAAAAUUUUCUAUUGUAAUUAAGUGAGUGUCAGGAUCUCCUGUGAACAUCAGAUUAGAUUCUGCAUUGUUUUCUUUUUGUUAUUGGAAUGGCAAACGACGAGCUGGUGAAGUCUGAGAACCGUGAUUUCUCUUUUAGGCAGGAUCAUUUUACGGGUAUUCGACCCAACUAUGAACUCUUCUUCGGUCAUGACUACAAUUCCGCCUUCGAACAGCUACUCGAUAUCAACCUCCAGAUUGGUGCCUCCUAUGAGGGAAAUGAGGUCUGGAACCACCUCCAGAAACACAAUGUGAACGAUGGAACGAAAGAAGAGGCAUGUUUAGAUGUAAACCAAAAUGAUGGCUAUCUCUCUUUUCCUGAUAAUGAUGACUCUGGAACUUCUGAGAUUGAUAAAUCAAUUGUACCUGGAGCCACGGGCGCUAUCCAAAAGCAAGAGUCUCAAGAUAUCGAUGAUAACUUAGAGUUGGAGGUGAGUCAAAGCAUCGAGUUUUCUCAGAAACCUGUCAUGGCUUCUCCUAGCCCUCAAUGCUGGUCUACUGACCAUGAAAUGGUCGUUGGUAUGGAAUUUUCUGAUGCCAAUGCUUGUAGGAGAGCAAUUAAAAAUGCAGCAAUUUCUCUACGUUUUGAGAUGCGGACGAUUAAAUCUGACAAGACUCGCUUCACCGCAAAGUGCAACAGCAAGGGUUGCCCAUGGAGGAUUCACUGCGCCAAAGUUUCUAAUGCGCCAACUUUUACAAUAAGGACUAUUCACGGGAGUCAUACUUGUGGUGGGAUUUCACAUCUUGGUCAUCAGCAAGCUUCAGUCCAGUGGGUUGCUGAUGUUGUGGCAGAAAAGCUUAAAGAAAAUCCGCAUUUCAAACCUAAGGAGAUACUAGAGGAAAUUUAUCGAAUUCAUGGAAUUUCACUGUCUUACAAGCAGGCCUGGAGGGGGAAAGAGCGUAUUAUGGCUACUCUUCGUGGGUCAUUUGAAGAAGAAUAUCGCCUUCUUCCCCAAUACUGUGAUGAAAUCAGAAGGUCUAAUCCCGGGAGCGUCGCUGUGGUUCAUGUGAAUCCGAUCGAUGGGUGCUUUGAACACUUGUUUAUUUCUUUCCAAGCAUCAAUCUCUGGUUUCUUAAAUGCUUGCCGGCCUCUUAUUGCACUGGACAGUACUCUUUUAAAGAGCAAAUAUCCAGGGACGUUGUUACUUGCCACUGGAUUUGAUGGAGAUGGAGCUGUAUUUCCUUUGGCAUUCGCUAUUGUUAAUGAAGAGAACGAUAGCAACUGGCAUCGGUUUCUCUCCGAGCUUCGUAAUAUUCUAGAUGUUAACUCUGAGAAUAUGCCAAAGCUUACCAUAUUGUCCAGCGGAGAGAGACCCGUUGCUGAUGGGGUAGAGGCUAAUUUCCCAACAGCAUUUCAUGGCUUUUGUGUCCAUUAUCUCACAGAACGGUUGCAAAGGGAAUUUCAAAGCUCUGUUCUGGUGGACCUUUUUUGGGAGGCUGCACAUUGUCUCAGUGUUCUCGAUUUCAAAUCAAAAAUCAAUAAGAUCGAGCAGAUAUCCCCGGAAGCUUCCUUAUGGAUCCAAAACUUCUCUCCUGCUCGAUGGGCAUCUUCAUACUCCGAAGGAACAAGGUUUGGACGUUUAACUGCAAAUGUUAUUACCGAGUCACUCAGCAACUGGAUUGAAGAUACCACAGGUCUUCCUAUAAUCCAAAUGAUGGAGUGUAUCCACCGCCAUUUGAUAAAUGUGUUGAAAGAACGCCGUGAAACGAGCUCACAUUGGUCUGAUGUGCUUGUUCCUUCUGCCGAGAGACAAAUGCUUGCUGCUAAAGAACAAUCUGGUGUUCACCGAGUUUACAGAGCAAACGAAACAGAAUUUGAAGUCAUGACUCAUGAAGGAAAUGUCGUUGUAAAUCUGGAAAACCGUUCGUGUUUAUGCGGCCGGUGGCAGGUUUAUGGUUUGCCAUGUAGCCACGCCGUUGGAGCUAUCUUGUCUUGCAAAGAGGACGUUUAUAUAUACACAGAGAGUUGUUUCACUGUAGAGAAUUACAGAAGAGCUUAUGCAGAAACUGUAGAGCCAAUAUCAGACAAAGGUCAGUGGAAAGGAAAUGAUUCAGAGAGAGAUAGCGAAGAUGUAAUAAAAACACCAAAGGCUAUGAGAGUUGCUCCUAGGAAGAGGAGAAUUAGGGCAGAGGAUCGUGACCGUGUGAGGCGUGUGGUUCAUUGUGGUCGGUGUAAUCAGACCGGCCAUUUCAGAACAACUUGCACUGCUCCUAUGUAAUGUAACAGUAGUAGUAUUUGCGGGGUUUUUUAGGUUUUAGGAGAUUUUUUGGUAGAGGAUUUGCUCUCAGUAGUUCGAAAUUAUAAGUUGCUACUAUGGUUUUAGACUUUUAGGUAAAUGUAGCAUGCUACUUCCUUUUUCGACAUGAAAUUGAUCAACUUUUAAUUUGA